GCUAACAACAUGUGCUGCAGUUGGGUGUUGGCUUUAAGCUUUUUAAUUACUUUAGCUUUGGAGUCUGAUGGAUUGACACCUGGAGAAAGCAAAACUUACACCUGCAAGACCUUUGGCAGUGGGGUCGUACAGCCUUUCAAUGGGACCCUUUUCCACGUUCGCUCGAAUUGCCCCUUCACCCUCACCAGUUUCACCCACAACAGAGUGGACAGUACCAUCACCACGAGGAGGGGGGUGAACGGGCUCCUGGAACAGGUCGAAAUCACGGUCAACAAAGUCACGACCAUUUUACAGAAUGGAAGUGUCCAGGUGGAGGGAAAAAGUGUUCGUUUACCCUAUGACCACACAUACCAGCACAUAUUUCCCUUUGGCAUCUACACCAAGCUGAGGAGUUCUGUGAUCCCACUCUCGGUCGUCUGGCAAAAUGUCCCUGGAGGAAUUGGCAAAUUAUGGGUUGAGGUUGAACAAGAGCUGGAUUCUGACAUGGAAGGACUUUGUGGAAAUCACCUCAGACGCAUCACCGCUGGCAACAUAAAGGAGUUGAUUUCACAAAGCGUUCUGCGUGAAGGAACAUGCAAAAUAUGGGAUCCAGCCUCUACUAUGAACAAGGAUUGCAGAAAGUUUUUAUCUCAAACUGUGGACUGCCUGACGCAAAUGACCCCAGAUUAUAUAAAACUGUGUGAACAAAAUAUUUACAACUCUGAACAAAACGAGUAUGUCAGAUGCUCCUUCUUUCAAGAGGUGAUCCAACAAUGUGGAGAACACAGCCACAUAGCCGAGCAGUGGAGGGACAUAACACAUUGUAGUGAACCUAAGUGUCCUGGUGAGUUGCUUUAUGAGGAGAAGGGUGCAGCGUUUAUUCCUAGUUGCUCAAAUCCAAAAAUCGACAGCCAAGAAGUCACCAGCUCCUGUGUCUGCCCCAACGAUCUGGUGCUUGACGACCAUCAGGAGGGCUUCCAUUGUGUGAAUACAUACAGCUGCUCUUGUGUGUUUGGAAAUAGCCGUUAUGAACCUGGAGAGAUACGCAGCAACACAAGAGAAACAUGUUUAUGUUCUGACGGAGAAUGGAAAUGUACGAGCCAUGAUCUUCCAUCUGUUUGUGUGAUAGAGGGGAACUUUGUCACUACUUUUGAUGGGAAGAGAUACACAGUGGGCAGUGGGUGUGCAUUUGUGGCUUCACAGGGUUCAGACUGGAAAAUAGUAAUAGAGUAUGCAGUUAAAGCAACCUCUAUGAACUCUGUGGAUCUUGACAUUUUUGAGGAAAAAUACAAAUUUGCCAACAACAAGGUUACAUUUGAUGGCAAGGAGAUCUCUGACCUUCAUGAGUCUGAGCAUGCCUUGGUUUUCUGGCAGUCUUCCAUGUUUGUUGAAGUCUACACAGCUUUUGGACUCAAGCUACAAAUCCAGAUGUCUCCAGAAAUUCAUCUCUACAUCAGCCCCCCUCAAACUACAAGUGACACAAUCUCUGGUCUAUGUGGAAAUAACAAUGGAGACACCACAGACGACUUCAGGACAAACACUCGUAUUAUUGAAAACUCGCCUCACCUGUUUGCUCAGUCCUGGAGUGUCAGUCCUUGUAACAAACUGAAUCCUCCUCCUCCAUGCAUAAGAACUGAAUACGAAAUCUUUGCUGAGAAGAAAUGCUCUGUUUUAAACGAUCCAACUGGAAUAUUUGCUGCAUGUCACGGCGAUGUCCCAACUGACAAUUAUUUCAUGGCUUGUGUGGAGAGAACCUGCACCUGUGGCUCUGACCUGCACCAGUGUCUGUGCUCUGCUCUGUCCAGUUAUGUCAAAGCCUGCUCUGCUCUCGGGGUGGAGGUGGGGGACUGGAGGAAGGCCACCAACUGCUCGGUGGAGUGCCCGGGGAACCAGGAGUUUUCCUAUAAUGUUGUGGCCUGUAACAGCACCUGUCGGUCCCUGUCAGGCCCUGACCUGUGCUGUCUGCUGGAGGACGCUCCAGUGGAGGGCUGUGGAUGUCCUGAAGGAACCCACCUGAACAAAGAUCUCAUCUGCAGCCCCAAGUCUCAGUGCGAGUGCCACUACAACGGAGGCUCCACCCCCCCCGGGCCUGCUGUUAUCGACGGGCGACAGUGUUUUUGUGAAGAUGGAGAAUUGAAGUGUUCAGAUGAUUGUGGAUGCACAAAUGGGAAAGUCUGUGUUCACUGCUCGGAUUUUAAAGUGAACACUCUUCAGAAAACCUGUGGCAGUCUCAGCAAACCCACAACUUCUUCUUGUGAGAGCGGCUGUUACUGUCCAGUUGACCAGUUUGAGAAUCAUCAUGGAGACUGUGUGCCUUUGGACAACUGCACCUGCUCCUACAGUGGAAAAGUUUAUAAUGCAGGAGAGACGGUCAAGAGCUCCUGUACAUCAUGUGUGUGCUCUAAUGGCCAGUGGCAGUGCACAGAUGAACCGUGCUCCAGUACAUGUCAAGUUUUUGGGAAUGGACACUAUCAGACUUUUGACUCCAAAUGGUUUCGCUUUGAUGGUCAUUGUCAGUACACGUUAGUCAAGGAUGACUGUGGCAGGAGAAAUGGUACAUUUUCUGUCCGAGUUGAAAGUGUUCCCUGUUGUGACGAGGCCCUUACUUGUUCUCGAUCAAUUGUGCUGGAUGUCAAAGACCAUUUCAGCCUCUCUCUUAGUGACAUGAAAGUGACGGAGCAGGUCCACAGUGCCCUGCACCAACACAGUCCUCCGUACACAAUUCAAACAGUGGGUCUCUACAUCAUUAUAACUGUCCCCACUAAAGGCAUCACUCUGAUCUGGGACAAACACACUUGGAUCACCAUAGAACUGCAGCCACAAUGGAGGAAAGAGGUGUGUGGCCUCUGUGGGAACUUUGACUCCAAUGAGAUGAAUGAUCUUCAAAUAAAGGAUUCAUCAGUGGCGUUGACUCCGGUGGUGUUUGGGAACAGCUGGAAGAGCCCCUCCCCUCCCUGUUCUGAUGUUACGACGGAGAUAUUUCCGUGUGAACGAAACUCGUACUGUGGAGCCUGGGCCCAAAGACGCUGCCGGAUCAUUACAGGAGACACGUUCAAAGACUGUCAUCUUAAAGUGGACCCAGAGCCGUACUACCAGGCCUGUGUGCAGGAGUCUUGCUCGUGUGAGUUUGAGGGGAGGUUUCUGGGCUUCUGUACCGCUGUGGCCGCUUAUGCCGAGGCCUGCAGCCACUGGGACGUCUGUGUGGACUGGAGAACUCCUGAUCUAUGCCCGGUGUACUGUGACUACUACAAUGAGCACGACCAGUGUGUGUGGCACUAUCAAGCUUGUGGUCAACUGCUCACCUGUGGCCAAGACGAAGACUUUACUUAUAAACUAGAAGGUUGUUAUCCCAGAUGCCCUGAAGAGAAGCCGUAUUAUGAUGAACAUACUGGAAAAUGCACAGAUUUGGAAAGCUGUACUUGUUAUUUCAAUGGGACUGUCCUAGAUCCGGGGACCAGGGUCUUAAUAGAUCUGAGAGAAUGCAACUGUCAGAAUGGAAAAAUUAAGUGUACACCUUCCUCCACCACGGCUCUACCUACUACAACUACUACUGCUACUACUACUAUUACUGCACCUACAACUAUUUCUACUACUACUUCAACUUCUACUGCACCAACCACAACUUCAACUACUACUACAACUGUACCCCCCACUGCUUCACCAACUACUACUGCACCAACCACUACUUCAACUACUACUACAAUUAAACCCCCCACUACUUCAACUACUACUACUACUACUACUGCCACACCUGCUACAACUGUACCCCCCUCUACUUUGAUUACUACUACAACUGUAUCCCCCACGACUUCAACUACUACUGCAACAACCACUGCUUCAUCUACUAUAACUGUAUCCCCCAAGAUUUUUACUUCAACUACUACUACUACAACUAUCCCACCCACUACUUCAUCAUCUACUACUGUACCAACUACUACUUCAACCACUACUAGACCUUGUGAGUGUGUUAACUUGAAGACCAAGCAGAAGUGGGCAUGUGGAGAGACCUGGAUAGAGGACUGUGAUUAUGUGACCUGCACUAACAGUGUCCUGCAGCUUACUCCAGUGACGUGUCCAGAAUAUUCCCCUCCCAACUGCCCCAGAGGUCUGAUCGUGAAUGUGUCCGAUGGAUGUUGUGAACGGCCAAUGUGUGACUGCCGCUGUGAGCUGUACGGAGACCCCCACUACAUCUCAUUUGGAGGCGUGGACCCAGAGCCGUACUACCAGGCCUGUGUGCAGGAGUCUUGCUCGUGUGAGUUUGAGGGGAGGUUUCUGGGCUUCUGUACCGCUGUCGCCGCUUAUGCCGAAGCCUGCAGCCACUGGGACGUCUGUGUGGACUGGAGAACUCCUGAUCUAUGCCCGGUGUACUGUGACUACUACAAUGAGCACGACCAGUGUGUGUGGCACUAUCAAGCUUGUGGUCAACUGCUCACCUGUGGCCAAGACGAAGACUUUACUUAUAAACUAGAAGGCCGCUGUGAGCUGUACGGAGACCCCCACUACAUCUCAUUUGGAGGCGUAACAUUUGAUUUCCUUGAUGACUGCACAUAUGUCCUGGUGGAGGAACAGUUCCCUCAGUACAACCUCACCAUCGCUGUGGACAACUACUUCUGUAUUGAAGGCCUGGACGGCUCCUGUGUGAAGGGUGUGAUAGUCAAAUAUAAAGGAAAGACGGCCACGCUCUCCAUUGACUCAUAUGUAGUUCAGGCAUCUUUGAACAGCGAGUUCAUAGAAGUUCCUUUUGAAGAGCCUGGGUUCAGGUUUGAAUCGACGGGAUACGUGACGACGCUGGUCCUGCCUGAGAUCCGCUCAUACGUCAGCCUCACGCCCUCUUUCUCUCUGGUCAUCAGUCUGGCCAUGGAGAACUUUGGCUACAACACACAGGGACAGUGUGGUGUGUGCGGAGGUGAGUCCUGUAUUCGGCCUGGGGGAUACAUUGAAGAAGACAGUUGCUGUGACAAAACAGCUUAUGACUGGAUUUAUGAAGACCCCCAAAAGCCAAAGUGUGUAUCUGCUCCGAGAGACAUCCCCUGUGGUGCUCCCACUCCAACACCCCCCUGUUCCCAUUCACAUCCACUCUGUGAACUGCUCAACGAACAGUGA
Molecule: messenger RNA, 5082 nt
Organism: Boleophthalmus pectinirostris (great blue-spotted mudskipper)
Lineage: Eukaryota; Metazoa; Chordata; Actinopteri; Gobiiformes; Gobiidae
Product: mucin-19-like
Cellular component (GO): extracellular matrix
Molecular function (GO): protein binding
Source: RefSeq, a predicted model, not a curated record